Molecule: messenger RNA, 750 nt
Organism: Uloborus diversus
Lineage: Eukaryota; Metazoa; Arthropoda; Arachnida; Araneae; Uloboridae
Exons: 3
Coding region: 1-750 (249 amino acids)
Source: RefSeq, a predicted model, not a curated record
AUGCUUGUCUUUUUCUUCGCUCUGGUUGUGGGACUAGCAUCUGCUGGUCACCAUGGGCACAACCAAAGUGGCAUGGAAAAGCUGCUGGCUGCUGGACUGAUCGCCAAAGCACUUGCCAAAGGAGGAGAGGAAGGUGGAGGUGGGCACCAUGGGGGUGGCCAUCAUUACAUGCCAAUUCCAGUGCCUCUGGCCAGCGGAGGGGGAGGAGGAGGACAUCACCAUCACCAUGUUCACCACAAAUACGUACCCAUCCCUGUAAAACACCACACCAACUUCAUCAUCGCCCAUCACAAAGUCCCUGUUCCAGUGCACAUCCCUGUUCCCGUAGUAAAGACAAAAGUGGUGCACGUGCCAGUAGAGAAAACCAAAAUCGUGCCCAUCAUAGUACACAAAGGAGGCCACCACGCACAUGUGGGCGGUGAGAGCAGCUACAGUGGACACCAGUACUCGCCAAGCACGCUAUACGCGAAGAAACACUCCUUGAAGGGUUCAUCUUCCCAUCUGGCUCUGGCUACUAAUGCUAGAAACAAGCAAGUGCGGAUCACAAGUUUAGGAACAGUGCGACAGAUCAAGAAUCCCGAAUCAAACGCAACAUCAAUACAGUUUCAGAAAUCUUCUCGCAUACCAGACAAGUGGAUAGUUGUUGUGAAAAACAAACGCCGUCCAACAAUUCGAAGGGCUUCUUCUUUCGAAGAUGAAUUGAAAACCCAAUUUACGGGACGACAAAACAGCACGAUAUUAUCGAGGUGA